ACACACUGGGCCGCAGUCCACUGCUCUUGGUUUUCCUUGCUCUUCUCUCUCUCUCUCUCUCUCCUGCCCCUUUAAAAACUGAGCCGAUGCAUCCCGUUCGGAGCUGCGACAUCAAAGGGGUAGGAACAAGGGAAAACAAACAAGAGAGAGAGAGAGAUAAAAAGGGGUAUGGGAAUCUUUGAGCAAAGAGUUGUAAAACCGCAGAGUACAAUACUGAUACUCUGUGUCUGUCUGUGUUACUUAUUUUGUUUCCCUCCAAAAACAACAUAAGCCAACUGCUAAGCUGCGGCCAGCCAGCACUCAGGUCCCCUUUUUCUCUCCCUGUCCUUUACUGUCACCAAACCGCCAUUUGCUAAAUAUCGCUGUGUCGAUUUCUUUCACCACCUCCUCUUACUGAGAACUCCUAUUUACUUCCUUUGCCCCUUUUCCAAAGUCUGUUCACUCCUCACUCACUCAUAAACCCCUCUAUAAAACCACCCUCCUUUCCUCCCAGUGGUUUUGCUCUCCUGCUUUCUUAUAUUCUUUUGAUAGCAAAACCAACCAAUCCCUUUUCUUCUUGAUGCUCGGGAAGAAGAUUUCCCUGCAUAGUUCAUGGAAAUAGGCAUCAGCCCUCAAUCUCCAAUGUAUUCUCGACAAAGAGUCAAGUUUUCAGAACAUGUUGUUACCACAAACAAGCCCAUAGACGACCGGAGAUCACUCACCCCCUCCGGCCAGUCUUUGACCGUCGUCCGGCAAAAAGUUGUGAGAAUCAUAUACACCGACGCCGACGCCACCGACUCCUCCGAUGACGAAGAGGAAACUAGGAACGUGCGGAGAGUAAAGAGACACGUGGAGGAAAUUAACUUUGGCCCACCUCCUAAAACAACAAAAAUCGAGCAGCCGAGGAAUGGGAAGAGAAGUCAUCAGAGUUUGACUCCGCCGGCGGAACCUGACGUCAGCAGCCGGAAGAAGUUCAGGGGCGUGCGUCAAAGGCCGUGGGGUCGUUGGGCGGCUGAGAUCCGGGAUCCGACGAAGAGGAAACGGGUAUGGCUUGGGACUUACGAUACUCCAGAAGAAGCGGCUUCCGUUUAUGAUAGAGCCGCCGUUAAGCUGAAAGGCCCUGACGCUGUGACCAACUUUCCCGUAGAAUCCAUAAAGGAACGGUCGGUGGGACGUGUCAGGGCGACAAAAGUAGUGAAAGCGCCACGUCAGAAUAUGUCGCUUUGUCGCCCACGUCAGUGCUCCGUUAUGAUGAUGCGACUAGUCAAACGGAGACAGAGGUUUCGGUUGGAAUUGGAACUAGCGACGCCGUUUCAUCAGCCACUUCGGUUCUCCGUUGCUGCGACGGCUUGACGCCGUUUGGUAAUUUCCCCUUCCCGGAGUUUGACGACCUGGGCUUGGGCGCUGACUUCCCGUUAAGUUGGCCGCCGAUGGAACCGUCAGGGAAAAAUUACGCCGAGGAAUUCGGCGAGUUUGACUUCGAUGAUUUCCUGGUUGAAGUCAGAUAAGAUAUUCAUUAUCCAAACUUUAGUGCGCUCUCUGGUGGACUGUUUGGUCAUGUAAAAGAGAAAAAAAGAAUGUGGUGCCUAAUUGUGUAAUUAGAUGCAAAUUAGAGGUUUUUUUUUCAAAAAAAAAAAAAUUUUCGUUGGGUCAUUGUUAAGUUGGCAUAUAUAUAUAUAUAUAUAUAUAUAUUGGCGGGAACACGGAGCGUUUAUACUUCAUAGUCGCGUGAGAAAGCGUAGUACGUGUCUGUGUGAGAGUCAUCCACCAGCCUUGAAAGACGGACGGCAAUUUUGUUAGAGAUAGAUCACAUGAAUGAUGAAGUAGAGGUGCUAUAUCUAUCAAUCGAAGAAGAAGUGUUGUGUAUGCCGUAUCCUUCUGUCCUCAAAGGAUUGAGAAUUGCAAGAGUAUGGAUGAUGACUUCUUGGAUGUCACGCCUAGCGUUGCAAAGCUAAUCAGGAGUAAUUUUUGCCAGUAGGGACAGGGACAGCUGUUUUCAUUUUGACAAAAGAUCAUCAUCAUCAUCAUGUGUAUCUCUCGAAUGAAAAUCAAUCAAAUGGCAUUCCGGGCUGGCUGGUCUAAAGUUUGCAGAAUCAAUCAAAUGUAUUUUUGUAUUUUGUUUAAUCAAAGAAUCAAAUGUGCUGCUAUAGUUUUACGAGGAAGGUGAAGAGAGGGUUCAAAUACAUACAUGUACUACACUCCUUAUUAGGAGUAAAAAAACAAACCCUAAAAAAAAAAAAAAAAAAAAGUGGUUAUAUCAAUUGUUGGAUGAAUCCUCUUCCUUGGCUGUGGAACAGAGGGAGAGAGGACUGCCGUUGGUGAUGAUGGUGGUGGCACUGUUGUGGCUGUGGGAGCAAAGGUAGGAUUUGAUUGGUGAAUGGUGACUUGGUCACCGGCACGUGUUUGACAAACAAAUAAGGAAACCGUAUAUUGCAUUUGCUUGCUGGGUUUACUGGAACUCCUCACGCGUCAGAAUGCCACGUUUGAGAGCGGUCGUGCCGUGACAAUGCUCGGUUACAAAUUCGGCUCCACGGGCGGCUACAUGGGAGUAAAAUUUUUUUGCUGUUCAUUGCUAAUUACCUACUAUUUCCUUUUUCAUGAUACACUACUGAUAUGUUCAAAGCCGAAUGAAUAGCUUAGGAGUUGCACC
Molecule: messenger RNA, 2629 nt
Organism: Coffea arabica (coffee)
Lineage: Eukaryota; Viridiplantae; Streptophyta; Magnoliopsida; Gentianales; Rubiaceae
Product: pathogenesis-related genes transcriptional activator PTI6
Biological process (GO): regulation of DNA-templated transcription
Molecular function (GO): DNA-binding transcription factor activity; DNA binding
Source: RefSeq, a predicted model, not a curated record